This is a messenger RNA of Drosophila persimilis, 9180 nucleotides long. RefSeq names its product voltage-dependent calcium channel type A subunit alpha-1 (gene cac). Gene Ontology annotation, cellular component: voltage-gated calcium channel complex; membrane. Gene Ontology annotation, biological process: calcium ion import across plasma membrane; chemical synaptic transmission. Gene Ontology annotation, molecular function: high voltage-gated calcium channel activity; calcium ion binding. The record is from RefSeq and is a predicted model, not a curated record. NCBI's taxonomy places the organism in Eukaryota, Metazoa, Arthropoda, Insecta, Diptera, Drosophilidae. The coding region runs from base 345 to 6290 and encodes 1981 amino acids. The transcript is spliced from 34 exons.
AACUACUACUGAAAUCUGCAACCAAUUGUGACAAAUACUUAAGUGUGCAUAUAGUCUGUUGGAGAGCGCAUUAUACGUAUGCAGUUUGCAGAAAUAUUGGCAUAUUUACUUAUUACUAGCCCACGCGGGUGGACGGCCACUAUUUUUUGCUGCGCAAUUUCGCAAUAAUUGUUGUUGCUUGCGCGAAAUUUGAAAAAGGAUUUACAGAAGGUAUUUUCAUAUGGAAUGGAUACAUUUUCCGAUAAAGUAAAUCAAUGUGGACAUGCUGUUAGCGGCUCACUUUGAGGCCUUUGGGAUGUACUACUACUAUUCUUAUCUUAGGCGCCGGACGCUGCUAAAACACAAUGAUGCUGGGCGGUGUGGGAGCUCGUCGCAGAAGGGGCUCAUCACCGAUGGCACGUUUGACUAACAGCCACAUCAAUAGCCUGGAUGACAACAUAGCCAUCAUCGGGGAUGGCGUCAUCCGGAGGAGUGCACACUAUGGUUCACAGGCCUCCAAUAAACGGCGACGAGCCGUGCCAGGACCUGGCAAUGACCAGGAGAGCUUUGCUCUUGUCGAGACACGACCCAAUCUAGGCGAUAUCAUGUUGGAAGCGGCUCAGGAAGCAGUGCUAGCAGGGCAUCAACAGGACUCCUUAGGCGGGGGGCACUUGGGUCGAAAGGGAGCCCAUCGCUUAGCUGAUAGAAUGGGUGGCCCGAAAAAAGAGGAAAACCCACCAGGUGGUGGUCCGACGUCAUUGUUUAUCCUAACCGAGGAUAACCCAAUUAGAAAGUACACACGAUUCAUCAUUGAAUGGCCGCCCUUUGAAUACGCUGUGUUAUUGACAAUCAUAGCCAACUGUGUUGUGUUGGCGCUAGAGGAGCACUUGCCGGGUGGUGACAAGACAGUAUUGGCUCAAAAAUUGGAAAAAACGGAGGCCUAUUUUUUAUGCAUUUUCUGUGUAGAAGCAUCGCUCAAGAUCCUCGCCCUAGGGCUUGUUCUGCAUAAACACUCCUAUCUCAGGAAUAUUUGGAACAUCAUGGAUUUUUUCGUUGUAGUGACGGGAUUCAUGACACAGUACCCACAAAUAGGGCCCGAGGUAGACCUAAGAACACUUAGAGCCAUUCGUGUGCUACGGCCCUUAAAAUUAGUGUCUGGAAUUCCUAGUUUACAAGUAGUUUUAAAAUCUAUAAUCAAGGCGAUGGCACCUUUACUGCAAAUCGGUCUCUUGGUGUUGUUUGCAAUCGUAAUAUUUGCAAUCAUUGGACUCGAGUUUUAUUCGGGCGCACUGCAUAAGACUUGUUAUAGCUUAGAAGAUCCAAAUAAACUAGUGAAGGAGGGCGAAUCAGAGACACCCUGCAACACGGACAACAGCACAGAGAAGGCAGGCGGCUCCUUUGUAUGCAAUAACACCACGAGCAUGUGUCUGGAGAAAUGGGAUGGACCAAAUUCAGGCAUAACGAGUUUCGAUAAUAUUGGAUUCGCCAUGUUGACCGUAUUCCAAUGUAUCACAAUGGAGGGCUGGACGUCAAUACUCUAUUGGACCAACGACGCAUUAGGUUCAACAUUUAAUUGGAUAUAUUUCGUGCCUCUUAUAGUUAUAGGCUCAUUUUUUAUGCUCAACUUAGUUCUUGGUGUCUUGAGUGGAGAGUUUUCGAACGAACGUAACCGCGUCGAGCGUCGCAUGGAGUUUCAGAAAUGCCGUUUUCGGGCCAUGUUUCAGACAGCAAUGGUCUCGUACCUUGAUUGGAUCACACAAGCAGAGGAGGUGAUACUAGCCGAAGAGCGGACAACAGAGGAGGAGAAAAUGCACAUAAUGGAGGCACGAAGACGAAAUGCAGCCAAGCGGAAAAAGCUGAAAAGUUUGGGAAAAUCGAAAUCAACAGACACUGAAGAGGAGGAGGCCGAGGAGGACUAUGGCGAUGAUGGUUAUCUGAAAACUCGCUCUAAACCUCAAGGCAGUUGUACGGGAUUCUGGCGAGCGGAGAAGAGAUUUCGCUUCUGGAUCCGGCACACGGUGAAGACGCAGUGGUUCUACUGGUUCGUGAUCGUACUCGUCUUUCUGAACACAGUUUGUGUGGCCGUCGAGCACUAUGGCCAGCCGUCGUUUCUCACAGAAUUUCUGUAUUAUGCGGAAUUCAUAUUCCUCGGUCUCUUCAUGUCGGAGAUGUUCAUCAAGAUGUACGCUUUGGGGCCCCGCAUCUACUUUGAGUCGUCGUUCAACCGUUUUGAUUGUGUUGUCAUUAGUGGUUCGAUAUUCGAGGUGAUCUGGUCCGAGGUCAAGGGAGGCUCGUUCGGUCUGUCCGUGCUGCGUGCACUGCGACUACUGCGCAUCUUCAAAGUAACCAAAUACUGGUCAUCGCUGCGCAAUCUAGUCAUCUCACUGCUGAACUCAAUGAGAUCGAUUAUCUCGCUGCUGUUCCUGCUCUUCUUGUUCAUACUGAUAUUCGCACUGCUUGGCAUGCAGCUAUUUGGCGGCCAGUUCAAUCUGCCCGGAGGCACGCCCGAGACCAAUUUUAAUACAUUCCCGAUAGCCCUGUUGACCGUAUUCCAAAUUCUCACUGGCGAGGAUUGGAACGAAGUCAUGUACCAGGGCAUCAUAUCGCAAGGUGGUGCACAGAAAGGAAUGAUUUACUCUAUAUACUUUAUCGUUUUGGUACUCUUCGGUAAUUACACGCUCUUAAAUGUUUUCUUGGCUAUCGCCGUUGAUAAUUUGGCGAAUGCACAAGAAUUAACAGCAGCCGAAGAGGAACAAGUCGAAGAGGAUAAAGAGAAACAACUGCAAGAACUUGAAAAGGAAAUGGAGGCCCUACAGGGCGAUGGCGUACAUGUGGAAAACGGCGACGGCACUGUGGCCGUAACGAAAGGAAAGAGCAAAAAGAAGGAGGAGGAGAAAAAGGAGGAGGAGGAAGUGACCGAGGGACCGAAGCCAAUGUUGCCAUACUCAUCGAUGUUUAUACUCUCACCAACCAAUCCCAUACGACGCGGCGCCCAUUGGGUUGUUAAUUUGCCAUAUUUUGAUUUCUUCAUUAUGGUCGUCAUCUCAAUGUCAUCAAUAGCAUUAGCAGCCGAAGAUCCCGUUCGUGAGAACUCGAGGCGAAACAAGAUAUUGAAUUACUUUGAUUAUGCAUUUACCGGCGUAUUCACGAUAGAAAUGUUGCUGAAAAUUGUAGACUUGGGUGUGAUACUGCACCCUGGCAGCUAUUUAAGAGAAUUCUGGAAUAUUAUGGAUGCUGUGGUCGUUAUAUGCGCUGCUGUUAGUUUCGGUUUCGAUAUGAGCGGUAGCAGCGCUGGACAAAAUUUAUCGACUAUUAAAUCGCUACGUGUAUUGCGUGUACUCCGGCCAUUGAAGACCAUUAAGCGUGUACCAAAAUUGAAAGCCGUCUUCGAUUGCGUCGUGAACUCAUUGAAAAAUGUUGUUAACAUUCUAAUCGUGUACAUAUUGUUUCAAUUUAUAUUUUCUGUUAUUGGAGUACAAUUGUUCAAUGGAAAAUUUUUUUAUUGUACGGACGAAAGUAAACAUACUUCCGCAGAGUGCCAGGGCUCGUACUUCAAGUACGAGGAGGAUGAACUGCUGCCCAGACAGGAGCUGAGGGUCUGGAAGCCAAGGGCCUUCCACUACGACAACGUUGCGGCCGCGAUGCUGACACUGUUCGCUGUCCAGACCGGCGAGGGAUGGCCACAGGUCUUGCAACACUCAAUGGCUGCCACUUAUGAAGAUAGGGGUCCAAUCCAAAAUUUCCGGAUCGAAAUGUCCAUAUUUUAUAUUGUCUAUUUUAUUGUAUUUCCAUUCUUCUUCGUCAACAUAUUCGUGGCCUUGAUUAUUAUCACAUUUCAAGAGCAAGGCGAAGCUGAGUUACAAGAUGGUGAAAUUGACAAGAACCAGAAAUCCUGCAUUGAUUUCACAAUCGGAGCCCGCCCACUCGAGCGUUAUAUGCCCAAAAACCGGAACACUUUCAAAUACAAAGUAUGGCGUAUUGUGGUUUCAACACCAUUUGAGUACUUUAUAAUGAUGCUGAUCGUGUUCAAUACGCUCUUGCUGAUGAUGAAGUAUCAUAAUCAGGGUGAUAUGUAUGAAAAGUCACUCAAGUACAUCAACAUGGGAUUCACAGGAAUGUUUAGCGUUGAAACUGUGCUCAAGAUCAUUGGAUUCGGUGUCAAGAACUUUUUCAAGGAUCCGUGGAACAUAUUCGAUCUGAUUACCGUGCUGGGCAGCAUCGUGGAUGCAUUGUGGAUGGAAUUUGGGCACGAUUCGAACUCAAUCAACGUCGGCUUCCUGCGUUUGUUUCGUGCGGCGCGUCUUAUCAAACUACUCCGUCAAGGAUACACAAUACGCAUUCUCCUCUGGACAUUUGUACAAUCAUUUAAAGCACUUCCAUAUGUCUGUUUGCUUAUAGCCAUGCUAUUCUUUAUAUACGCCAUUAUUGGCAUGCAGGUUUUCGGCAACAUAAAGUAUGAUCCGGACACGCAACUGAAUCGCCACAAUAACUUCCAAUCGUUCUCCGGUGGAAUCAUGCUGCUCUUUCGAUGUGCAACGGGCGAGGCAUGGCCAAACAUAAUGCUGGCCUGCCUCAAGGGCAAAGCCUGUGACGAGGACGCCGAGAAGGGCCCGGGCGAGUACUGCGGAUCGACGCUGGCCUACGCCUACUUCGUAUCGUUUAUAUUCUUUUGUUCGUUUCUAAUGUUGAAUCUGUUCGUCGCCGUCAUCAUGGAUAAUUUUGAUUAUCUCACAAGGGACUCCAGUAUAUUGGGUGCUCAUCACUUAGACGAAUUUGUGCGCAUAUGGGCGGAAUAUGAUCCAAAUGCGACUGGUAAAAUACACUACACGGAAAUGUACGACAUGCUUAAGAAUAUGGAUCCACCGCUGGGAUUUGGUAACAAGUGUCCCAAUCGGCUGGCCUACAAAAAACUGAUCAGAAUGAAUAUGCCGCUGGACGAUGAGCUGAGAGUCCAGUUUACCACAACGUUGUUCGCUUUGAUUCGGGAGAAUCUAAGCAUUAAGAUGCGAGCGCCUGAGGAGAUGGAUCAGGCGGACAUGGAGCUCAGGGAAACCAUCACGAACAUCUGGCCAUUGCAGGCGAAGAAGAUGCUGAAUCUGCUGGUGCCACCGCUCGAUCAGCUGAAUAAGGGGAAGCUUUCAGUUGGUAAAAUCUACGCAGGUUUCCUGAUACUGGAGUCCUGGCGUAACACGAGGUUCGGCCAGAUUGAUUCGGGCAUGCCGCGGAAGAAGCCGGAAGACGAUGACGAGCGUAAAUAUAGCCCAACGGCCGUCGAGGAGCCGAUGCUGGAACUGCAAGAUGCGUCUAGACGACCUUCGCAGGAGUCGCUUACCGGUGCCGAUGCUGGCCAUUUACAUCCUGGACAUUCGUACAUGAACGGCCAUCGGCGAUCGCCUAGUUUAAGGCACAAUGGCUCGCCACUUGCCAGAUCUCCAAGUCCUCGACGACGUGGCCAUCAAUACAUACAUCAUGAUAUCGGGUUCUCCGAUACCGUAUCUAAUGUUGUAGAGAUGGUCAAGGAGACACGUCAUCCUAGGCAUGGCAACAACCAUCCGCGGUAUCCAAGAGGUUCAUGGUCAGCAUCGACAAGUCCGGCCCGUUCGCCUUCGCCUUCUCGUUAUGGUGGUCAUUUGUCUCGCAGUAAACGCACUCAACUGCCUUAUCCCACAUAUGGGACAACAAGUCUAUGUCAAAGGUCACGAUCGCCGAGUCCCGCUCGACUUCAGGAGAUGCGUGAACGAGACAGACUUGGUUAUGGGAUUGAUAUGGGUGGCACGCAUGUGCAGCAUAGCUACCCAACGCUUGCCUCCCGUCGUGCCGGAAUUGGACGACGCCUACCACCGACUCCAAGCAAACCGUCAACACUGCAGCUCAAGCCAACCAACAUUAAUUUUCCCAAGCUGAAUGCGAGUCCAACUCACACGCACCACUCAACGCCCCACAGUGUUCACUCGCUGCCGCAUCAUCGUGACCUGCUGCGGGACCCUAGAGAUAUGUAUUAUAGUAGUAGAGACCGCGAGCGGGAUCGCGAACGCCUUAGGGAUCGAGAUCGGGAUCGGGAUCGCCUGCACGAGUACGACCUGCGCUUCGAAUACAGAGAUCGGGAGCGUGAGUUGUAUGAGCGGGAGCGUGAUCGCGAGAGAGAGGUGGAAAGAGAAAGACUGGAAUAUAUAGCACCGCUGUCGUUUGAACAAGCGCUGGCUAUGGGCCGAACAGGUCGUGUACUGCCAUCUCCAGUUCUUAAUGGUUUUAAGCCAAAGAGCGGACUUAAUACUCGACACUCCGAUUCCGACGAGGAGGACUGGUGCUAGCAAAGGCUUUGAUUGCGAUCGCGUAAUCGAAAGGAUCAGAUCUGGGUAUAACAUCAGGCCAUAUGCUCAUCGUAUUCAGCACCAAAUUUAGAUCACAAUUUUGAUACGAUACGACGCAUAAAUCAACACCAACGCCAAUACCAACACUUACACCAACAGCCACAACAAUAUACACCAAUCAAUCAUCGGUAUGUAGAUAUACCAAGAUCCACUUUAACACUAACACCCACCACCCCCACCACACUAACACCAAAAGAUAUCAAGAAAUUGGCUGAAGAAGAAGAAAGCUUACACGAAUCAACAAACCCAAAUCGACAACCGCAAUCGCAACGAGCAAACGAUGAUCAGCAAAUACAACAGCUACUAGUAACACAACAACAACAACAGCAACAUGAAUGGCUACCAUGCUGCCACAAGCCGUACGAAUCCUCACUGAUGGCAAUCUCAUUGCCAGAAACAAGAACAACCUCGCCCCACUUCGAUUAUAAAGAAUUCAUAGGAACUAUACCACGGACUAGGUCUAGGACUAGGACAACAGCAAUCGACACUGCAACAACAACACAAAGGACAACAAGAAAUGAAAAUGAAGCAAUGAUAUUAAGUGUACCAAUUACAAUAACAACACCAGUAGCUAUUAAAAAGAUCUAUUCUGAUAAUGACAUUAAUUAUAAUGCUAUUUCGGAUCUACAUGAUGGUUGGAUAGAAACACCAGCAGCAUCAGGUGCCCAUCAUUAUCACCAGCCAGAAGAACUACUACUACAACCACAAGAGCAAUCACAGCCGCAGCAAACACAGCAACCACAGCAGCAGCCGCAUCCACAGCAUCAUCACCCGCACCAUCCGCUGUAUUCGUAUCAUACGCUAUAAGGGAAGGGGGAUGAUAAUGAUGAACAGAAGCCAGAACCAGAAACCGCUGAAAGUGUAACUUUAAUUGUAACUGAAACUGAAAUGAGGUGUAAAAAGUACGAGAGAUCAAGGAAUAGGAGUUAGGAGAUCGCUAAGAGUAGGAGUAAGGUGUAAAAGGAGGAUAGGGAAAAGAAUAUUGAUAUGAAAAUGAAUAUAGGUAUAGGAAUAGCAACAAACUCAAUGUCAGAUAUGAAUGAUAUGAUAUGAUGAUAUGAUAUGAUAGAGUGUAUUUAUUUUAUUGUACUAAAUGCCUAAGAAACCAAACAAGCAAAAGGGAACUAUAUUUCGAAAAGCAUAACAUACUUAGAUUGUAGGUCUACAAUAUAGGUAGUAAUAUUGUAGGGGUAUUGGCAUACAUUAUACAUUGUAGGUUUAUCUAGGACAUAGCUCGAUGAAUCUGUAAUCUGAAUCUGCAAGCGUUUUUGUCUUGUUUGUAUUUAAAGUUAGUAAUUCAAUUAUGUACAUUUAAAUGCAAAAUUAUAUUUAUUCUCCUGUACAUACAAGUUUAAUGUAGAUAUCAAAUUUUUUGUAUGUAAUGUAUUUACCUACGACUACGAUUAUACACACACUUACACACACACACAUGCAUACUUUCGACCGAGACGUACACAGGAAAUCCGAACCCAAAAAAACUAAUACUUAAACUUGAAUAGCAAACAAAUGAUUCGCAUUUUGAAUACCUAAGGAUUUUUUCAUUCAUUCGUGUAUAUUCGAGCGAAUACUCGCCCUCUCUCUAUCUGUCCCUCUCCUUCUUUGAUUAAUCGAACAUAAACCACUACUAAAGCUAAAACUAAAACAAUAACUAAUAGCAAUAGUACUGCAAGAUCAAAACCCAAUACAAUACCAAUAUACAAUAUACACAGCCUCAAUCAUGACCAGCUGCAUACAUACCAUACGUAUCUAUGUAAAUUAGAGUCUGUGUCUGUACAGACUUUGACGAGGUAGCGGAACAUUACUUUAUUUUCUGAUACACAACAAUAUACGUGUACGAACGAGCCUCAUUUUCAUUUCUCAGAGAACUUACUUUAACUUCAGGAACAUGCUUUGGCAUCUGCUUUUUGAAGGUUAAAACUGUUUCGAUUCGUUCGCAAGAGAAGUCUGUACAUGAUGUGAGGUGUAGGCUAGGCUAGUGUAAAAGAUGAUGAUGAUCACACCUGAUAGAUAAUCCUCGUUUAAAUAAUAUACAUGCAUAAUCGAUAUCGCCUAUCUAAUCUUGCCUUCACGAGCAAAAGCCUUAAAACAUUGCCAUUUUAUUAUUCGAAAAUAUGAAUCUGCUUUUAAAUUUUUUCGGUAUAUCCGUAGCGACACAUUCGUACAUAUAUAUAUGUAUGUAGAUACCAGUAUCCGUAUACCUCUCCAGCUCAUGCAAAAUGGAAAUGUGAAUCUCAUGCACACACAUACACACCUCCACCUCCCUCACUCGAUAUCGAAAUCAGCAUCACAUUAACGCAGGCAUAUAGCAGAAACAGCAUUAUCACAGCAGUCAUUAAGACAUUAAGACAACAAAUGAUUGACUAAUAAGAUCCUAAAUCAAAACAACCAGUUAGUGUGUAGAUAGACGACGAAUCAUGGGUUACAUGACGAACAUGAACAUGACGAAGGGAUAUCGAAGAGCGCACAAAUAUUGUAAUUUAAACAAAAAAGUGAAUCCAUAACUUAAGUAAAUAAUUAUAACCGCUGAGCAGUUAUGCGAAUUUACACAGCAAAUGUACUUACGAUAACGAAUACGAAUAUGAUUAUGAUUACGAUUACGAGAGUAGGGUUUUAGGAGGCAUACAUACAGAGAAGGUGCAUAAAAGACGACAACCAAGAAAAGCAAACACCAAACCGAAACCAACUUAGCCAUGUUCACUACAGCAAUGUACUAUAAUUAAUUAUACAUAUUACGAGUAAAACUUAGCAAUACGGAAAAUACCGACAAACCAAAAAAAAAAAAAAAAAACCCGGAAAACACGAAAACCGAAUACAGCAAAACUGAGAAAUA